Molecule: messenger RNA, 2953 nt
Organism: Hydra vulgaris (swiftwater hydra)
Lineage: Eukaryota; Metazoa; Cnidaria; Hydrozoa; Anthoathecata; Hydridae
Product: protein HIRA
Biological process (GO): regulation of DNA-templated transcription; chromatin remodeling; DNA-templated transcription
Cellular component (GO): nucleus; HIR complex; chromatin
Molecular function (GO): protein binding; nucleosome binding
Source: RefSeq, a predicted model, not a curated record
AUUUUUUUACUUUAGAUUAAAAAGAAAUAAUUAAUGAAGUUUUUAAAGCCUGAUUGGGUGAAUCAUAAUGGUAAACCUAUUUUUUCCAUUGAUGUUCAUCCUGAUGGCUCAAGAUUUGCAACUGGUGGUCAAGGGGAAGAUGGAGGAAUUGUAAUAAUAUGGAAUGUGGGACCAGUCAUAAAUGAAAAGCUUGAGGCAGAUUUUUCUGUUCCUAGAAUGCUUUGUCAAAUGGAUGAUCAUACAGGUUGUGUUAACUGUUUACGUUGGUCGACUAGUGGUAAAUACUUAGCAUCUGGUGGAGACGACAAGUUGGUGAUGAUCUGGGAACUUUCUUUGAAAAAAGGUUCAUCAACUUUGUUUGGAACCGGGGGUACAGUCUUGAUUAUAGAAAAUUGGAUUUGUGUUCAUGUUUUGCGAGGUCACAUUGGAGACAUUCUUGAUCUUGCAUGGUCUCCUGAUGACAGUUAUAUAGCAACAGGCAGUGUUGACAACACAAUUAAUAUUUGGAAUGCUCAAUCCUUUCCAUUAUUAGUUCAUACUAUAAAAGGUCAUAAUGGUCUAGUAAAAGGUGUUACUUUUGAUCCAGUUGGAAAGUAUUUGGCUUCUCAAGCAGAUGACAAAACAUUAUGUAUAUGGAAUGUUUCUGACUGGUCAUUGGAAAAAAAAUUUACAGAACCAUUUGUUGAAUCUAGUGGAACAACUCAUGUUUUGCGAUUGAACUGGUCCCCUGACGGACAAUAUGUAGUUUCUGCACAUGCAAUGAAUAAUGGUGGUCCGGUUGCUAAAAUUAUUCAACGUAAUGGAUGGAAAUCAAAGAUGGAUUUUGUAGGCCACAGAAAAGCUGUGACUUGUGUGAGGUUCAAUGAUCAAAUAUUUUUUGGAAAUGAAUCAAAGCAAUAUGUGGCAUGUGCUAUAGGAAGCAGAGAUAGAAGUUUAUCAAUAUGGCUGACUUCACUAAAACGACCUUUGUUAGUCAUGAAUGAGUUAUUUCAAAAUUCUAUUAUGGAUAUAUCAUGGAGUAAGUGUGGUUAUUUUGUGUUUGCAUGCUCUCUGGAUGGAACUGUCGCAUUUUUUAACUUUUCGAAAGAAGAACUUGGGAAAGUUCUGUCUUUAGAAGAGAAGUAUAACUACCAUAAAAAAACAUUCGGCACAAGUAUAAAAGCCAGUAAAUCAUUAAUAAUCUCCUCUGUGUUGGAGAACCCAGAAUUUCAUAAAUUUCAGAAACAGAAACAACAAGUAACAGAAGAAAUAAAUAAACAAGAAGGAAGUGAAGUUAUCAAGUUAAAUCAAAGUUCAGAACCUAAUUCAGUAUCGCAGUUUUCAAAAGGAAUAAAUAAAGAUGUGAAGCUUUGUGCAGGAACCUUACGAAGUAGCUCUUUAGAGAAGUCAGCUGCUGAGGAUGUUUUGAAAAAGCAAUCUGAAACAAAGACUAAAGAUGGAAAGAGAAGAAUUGUGCCAAUGUUGGUUGAACCUCAUCAAGAUUAUAACAAAAGUGUUGGUAAUAUUUCUAUAGUGGGUACAUCCUUGAAUACUGACAAAAUUGAAGUGACACCUUCAGUUAUUUUAACUACUAAGGAAACUUUAAUUGAAAAGCUAAAUAAUCAAUCUACCCCAUUGAAUAGUAUAUCAGCAAACACUGUAAGUGUUUCCACAUCUAUAGUACAAACACCCACAGUUGCAUCAACAGUUGCAUCAACAGUUACAAAAAAUGUAUCUAAUGUAAAUAAUGCUGGAGUUAAAAGAAAAGCAGAAGAUAAUUUGUAUAAAAAAAGCAAAAAGAAAAAAGAAAGAAGUAUAGAUCUUUUACUCUCACCGUUUGGCAAGUCAAAUGAAUCCUUAGAAAAUACUCCUUCUCGUGUACUUCCAUUUUUUAUUCCUGCUCUUGAACCCGAAAAGUUUUAUUCAGUACAGGUAAAUCUAACUUCAUUAAGCCAACAAAAGAUCAACACAACAAUAGAAGUUGAAAAUCAAUUGGAAAAUUUAUCUGAAAAUACAGGUCUGCAUUUUAUUAGAUGUUUUAUUGAAAAGGUAGUCCAAUGGGAGACAUGUGUUUCUUGUCCUAUUAAUGGGCUUGUGGCUAAUGAAAAAUUUGUUGGUGUUGCAUGUGUAGAUUGUACUGUUCAUGUUUUUUCACAAAGGGGCAGAAGAUUAUUUCCUCCAUUAAUUAUGGAUUCAAAAAUUGCUCAGUUUCAUGGAAACCAAUUGUUUCUGUUAGUUAUUACAAAAUGUGGAUUAACAAGUGUUUGGAACACUAAAACAAAAAGCAUUGUUGUUAAUAAAGAAUCUUUGUUGCACCUGUUAAAAGAUGGUACUUUGUCUAUAACAAGUUGCUUUAUAAAUAAAAAUGGUAGUCCUAUAAUAACUUUGUCAAAUCAUUCAGUGUAUAGCUUUGAUACACAGUUGGCAUCAUGGACAGUUUUGUCAAGUGCAUGUGAUUCUCUACAAACAGCAGCUGAUAUUGGCUCCUGUUUAAGUGGCAAUUUGCCAUCAAAAGGUCCAUUACAUGCUAUACAAGCACCGCUAAGCAGAAUUUCUAAACAAACAGUAGCUGGCUUGCGUGUUAGUUCAGCUAUACAACAGACAUGCACACUUGCUUAUUUAGAGAAUCAAGUUUGUUCUGCAUUGGCUAUUGAGUCUGCUAUAGAGUAUAGAUUUUGGUUAACGACUUAUGCUAGGUACUUGGUUCAAUCAGAAGAUGAAUGCAGAUUGAGGGACCUCUGUGAAGAUUUAUCUGGUGUCAAUCAAGGAAGAAAUGAUGCUGAAACAAAACCAAAAAUAUUGUGCUUUGAUAAAAGAGAUUUAUUGAAAGAUAUUCUUCCGAUAAUAGCGACAAACUUGCGAUUUCAACGUUUCUACUCGGAGUUCCAGCAGCAAUUAGACCAAAAGAAAGUUUGAUUAUAUAUGUAUUUAUUUUUAAUGUAUUAUAAAAAUAGAAUAAAACUGUAAAUUUUAA